Molecule: messenger RNA, 4315 nt
Organism: Hippocampus comes (tiger tail seahorse)
Lineage: Eukaryota; Metazoa; Chordata; Actinopteri; Syngnathiformes; Syngnathidae
Gene: sned1
Product: sushi, nidogen and EGF-like domains 1
Exons: 31
Coding region: 31-4068 (1345 amino acids)
Biological process (GO): cell-matrix adhesion
Molecular function (GO): protein binding; calcium ion binding
Source: RefSeq, a predicted model, not a curated record
UCCGCUCCCCCCCCUAGGGUGGCUGAGGCCAUGCCGCCGCUGUCUUCCUUGCUGUGCGUCCUGCCGCUGCUACUGCUGCCGCCUGGAGGGACGGAGGCGGCCGUGACCCUGGAGGACUUCUACCCCUUCGGCCCGGAGCGGGGGGACGUACAGACGGCGGCCCAGGACGACGGAGGCUCGGGACUCCUGGACAUCUCGGUGGCGUUCCCCUUCUUCGGAGACAGGCACACGGGGCUCUAUGUGAACAACAACGGCCUGGUAUCCUUCCUCAGGGAGGUGUCCCAGUUCACCCCAGUAGCAUUCCCCAUCGCGGGGGACCGCCGGGUAGUGGCGCCUUUCUGGGCUGAUGUGGACAACCGGCGGGCGGGACACGUCUUCUACCGACAGAGCCACGAGCCGGACAUCCUCCGCCGUGCGGCCACCGACAUCAGGAUGCAUUUCUCCGACUUUCCUGACUUCAACGCCACCUGGGUGCUCGUCUCCACCUGGCACAAAGUCACUUUCUAUGGUGGCAGUUCUACCACGCCGGUGAACACAUUCCAAGCGGUACUCAUUACUGAUGGCGAGGUCUCAUUUACCAUCUUCCAGUACAGCAACAUCACCUGGACCACCGGAAGACAUGCCAGUAGCGGGGGGGAUGAAAAUGGCCUGGGAGGCAUUGCAGCGCAGGCAGGUUUUAACGCCGGCGACGGCAAGCGAUACUUCAACAUUCCUGGCUCACGCACCCAAGAUGUGACCCAUGUGGAAACCACCACCAACGUGGGCUUCCCUGGCCGCUGGGUUUUUCGCAUAGACCACGCCAACGUGGAGGUGGGCACUUGUAACGACUCAGCGUCGGUGUGCCCGCAUCUGAGACCGUGCCUUAACGGAGGCCGCUGCAUCGACGACUGCAUCACGGGAAAUCCGUCCUUCACUUGCUCCUGUUUAUCGGGAUUCACCGGGCGACGAUGCCAGAUCAAUGUCGACGAGUGUGCUUCGUUGCCUUGCCAGAACGGAGGAACAUGUCUAGACCUUGUCAACAGUUUCAGCUGUCAGUGUCCACCUGGAUACACCGGGUCUCUGUGUGAAACAGAUGUGGACGAGUGCAGGGAUGGGCUGUGCCUCAACGGCGCGCUGUGCGUGCAGACCGCCGCCAAUUUCACCUGCGUGUGCCUGCCAGGUUACACCGGCGUGCUGUGCCAGACAGAGAGGGACAAGUGCAACUCACAGCCCUGCCUGAAUGGAGGCCAGUGCAUCAAUCACGGCAGCAACUUUACCUGCAUUUGUCCCGCGCCAUUCACAGGAGUCGUCUGCGAGUCAGAGCUGAUGGAGCUUCAGUUCAAUUCAACUGUGUCCCAAAACCAAACCGAGGAAUGUCUGUGCCAAAAUGGCGGCGUCUGUGUGGACAGCAACGGGACGUGCAAAUGUCCCGCCUCCUACACGGGACUCUACUGCCAGUUCGAAGUGACGCAGAUGCCGUGCAGCAACAAUCAUCCGUGUCCAGACGGUGGGCCAUGUUUGGAGUACGGGGGUGCGUACUUAUGCACGUGUCAGACCAGCCCCGCAGAACGAGACCAGCAGGACUUUUACCCUUAUGUACAGCCCCGAUCCGUCUGCGACUCGACCCCGUGUCUCAACGGCGGCUACUGCUACGAGCGUGACGGAGGGUACACGUGCCAGUGUGCCCACGGACACUGGGGCAAGCACUGCGAGAAAGUGCGACUCAACACAUGCGCCUCUGGUCCGUGUCGCAACGGGGGCUCGUGCAGGGAGGAGGCGGGCAGCUACAGAUGCGUGUGUCCUUACAGGUUCACUGGGAAGCACUGUGAAGUGGGGAAGCCUGAUCCAUGCGCGUCCAGUCCUUGUGUGAAUGGAGGGACAUGCUUCCACUACAUCGGGAAGUACAAGUGUGAGUGCACCGACUCCUUCACUGGAAGACAUUGUGAGGUCAACACUGCCACCGCCAUGCACCGUCACACAGAGGUGGGUUGCGGGCCACCGCCGCAGGUAGAUCACGCCGAGGUUCAGUUUUCGUCCACCUUGCCGGGAUCGGUGGCCAUUUACCUCUGCCGGGCGGGAUAUGUUGCGGUACCCAGAGCCACGCAGAGUGUCUGCGGCGUCCAGGGCGACUGGAGCCAGCCCCCCGUCUGUGAGGAACUCAACGAGUGCUCGUCUGAGCCAUGCGUCAAUGGCGGGACAUGUCACAACCACGGAGAGUCUUAUGUGUGUGACUGUGAGCAAGGCUAUAGCGGGAAACAGUGUCAGACAGACAUCAACGAGUGCUUGUCGGAGCCUUGCAAGAACGGAGGAACCUGCGAGAACCAGGCAGGGUCCUACUUGUGUCACUGCCCAGCGGGCCUCAAAGGGCGCCACUGUCAAACAGAGCAGGACAGCUGCGAGUCUAACCCAUGUCUGAACGGCGGCGUGUGUCGUGCCUACAAGAGGACAUAUAUGUGCACGUGCAAGGAUGGCUUCUUCGGCGACCAGUGCCAGAUGUUGGAGGAUCCCUGUGUGCUGCAUCCCUGCGGCAGCAGGGGUGAGUGCAGAAGCGACAGGAGAGGAAACUACAACUGCGUGUGCAAAGCCGGACACACCGGGAAAGACUGUGAGAAAGAUCUGCUGCCACCCUCGGGCCUGCACGUGCAGCGUGUGGAGGAGAGCGAGAUGGAGCUGCGCUGGGACCAGCCGGAGGCAUCCUCUGCAGCGUGGCUGACCGGCUUCGUGGUGACGUACGCGCCACAUGGCCGCGGAGGCGCUCGCAAGGUCGACUUUCUGGACCGGCAGAGCCGGUGGCACGUCCUGCGAAGUUUGGUGCCUGGCCUGCUCUACAACAUCUCCACCUACUCCAUCAAGCGAAAUGCCAACAACGACCACGUCAGCAGGCCAGCCACCGCUCUCAUACGUACCAGGCCUCGGCGGGUGGAGCAUCUGCAGGUCUUGAACGUGUCAUCGUCUGAGGUGUGGCUGAGCUGGAGCCUCAACAUCAAAACGACUCGCCACGCGCCCGUCAGCAGGAUUAGAGUCACACUCACGCCCGAGGACGGCGGUCAAGCGCACACGGCCCUGCUCAACGCCACCAUCAGCGAACACGCCUUCAGUUCUCUACUUCCUGCCCACAAGUACACAGUGGACGUGUUGACCCAAAGUGGACUCAGGCCAGACGAGUUUCCCUCCACAAGCCACUCGGCAGGACCCUUGCACUUUUGGACCAAGCCCCUCCCUCCGCAGAACCUGUCGCUGGCCCACGUCACCGCCAACUCGGCCGCCAUCACCUGGACCCCCGACCCGGGGCUCGUAUCCGACGGCUUUGUGGUGAACGUGACGCGAGGGCUGACCACCAGGAGCCGCUUCCUACCCGGCGGCCUGCUUGGCUCGUACACGCUCCGAGAGCUGACGCCAGCUCAGCUCUACCGACUCGCCCUGACUUCCGUCAAGAAGGCGGGACAGGAGCAGGUCCAUAGCCAGCCUCAGUACCUGGACUUCAUCACCUUGCCGAUGGAGCCCAGGCCCAGAAGAAGAGAACGCCCGACCAAGGUGGGACGAAGGCCGUCUCAACCUCAGGACCUGGGAGGUGGAGCAGAACCGAGGUACACUGAAAUGAUUGACAGGAGGGGAAAGAUCACAGCCAAGUUCACACACUUGCCAAGAAAAGCCAUUCGACAUCGGAACAAACCCCAGCCGCCGGUUCGAUUGGAGAGGAUGGAGGAGACCACAAAUAAAAUCAGCCUGGCACUCGAGAUUCAGGAGCAGACCACAUCCAGGGCAAAACUUGAGUCGGCCCAAGACUGUCUCAGUGUGCCAUGCCUAAAUGGCGGCACAUGCAGAAAUGGUGGCGACUCACAUGUCUGCGACUGCACCACUGGGUUCAAAGGCACACAGUGUGAAUUGUCCUGCCAGCGAGUGCCUCACCCGUGCACUCGCCUCUACUCGGAGACGACGAGCGUGCCCGUGUGGGAGGGUGACGUCUGCCACUACGUGUACAAAAGAACGUAUAAAGUGCAGCAGGAUGUUUGCUACCAAGAAGUUUGUGAAUCAACCCUUCUGAAGAAAAGUCAGGUAACUGUCAGAAGAACAAGCAGACAACAGUAAAGAACAUUUGGAGGCCGGCGCAAAGACCGUCACAUUGGAAAUGUCCAUGUUUAAAAAUGUACUUGAACUAGCUGGUUGCAAGAUAAGAUAAGGCUGCGCUGGUGUUGUUGAUUCCGCACAAUCCUGUCAGGACACACUGUAACAUUUCAGACUCCAGAACGUCCGACAAUCUCAUCGCUACUCGCAGGAAUUCAUCUCUGCCUCUCUCAGAUGAUGCUGCAGUGUUUUCUUUGUAAAAUAUCUUGAU